AUGUCAAAGGAGUCACGUGCCAUACAUAUAGCACCCAGUGCUACCGAAUUGGAAGCAGCAUUAAUAACUAUAAUAUGUCACAUUCAUGGUAAUGAUUUUCAUGAAGAAAUCGAACAACUGAAGAAACAAGGCCAUGUUGAUAAAUCUAGUUCAAUCAGUAGUUUAUCUCCAUUCAUUGAUAAUGCAAAUGUUCUUAGAGUAGGAGGACGCUUAGAAGCCUCAUCAUUACCAUACGAUUCUAAACACCCAAUGCUGAUCUCAUACAAUGAUCCAUUGGCAAAAUUAUUAUUCAUGAUAUUCCAUGAAGAAAACAAGCACUGUGGCCCGCAGGCACUAUUGAGUAUAGUAAGACAACGUUUUUGGCCGAUUAAAAGUAAUUCAACAGCCCGAGCAACGGUUCAGCUAUGCAUUCGAUGCAACAAAGCACGUCCGCAACUAUGCCAACAAAUUAUGGGGAAUCUACCAGAGUCAAGAAUAACUCCUGUAAGACCCUUCAUUAAUGCUGGGGUAGACUAUUGCGGACCAUUUUGGAUGCACUACAAGGUGAGGGGCAAAAAGCCAACGAAGGCAUAUAUUGCUGUCUUUUGUUGUUUUGCCAUAAAGGCGGUACAUCUCGAGUUGGUGACCGACUUAUCAACAAAUGCUUUCAUUGGAGCAUUAAAACGAUUCAUAGGUCGACGAGGGCGUUGUUUGAAUAUUUACAGUGAUAAUGUAACAAACUUCGUAGGCGCCAAAAACCAGUUAGCAGAACUAGAGGAAAGCAUUUAUUCUAAUGAAGGGCAAGAAGCAAUAAUCUCUGCUUGCAGUACUACAGGAAUAAACUUUCAUUUUAUUCCACCAAGGGCUCCACACUUUGCCGGUUUAUGGGAAGCAUCCGUAAAGUCCGCAAAAUAUUUGUUUCAACAGCAUCAUUGA
This is a messenger RNA of Teleopsis dalmanni, 915 nucleotides long. RefSeq lists its product as uncharacterized. Gene Ontology annotation, molecular function: nucleic acid binding. The record is from RefSeq and is a predicted model, not a curated record. NCBI's taxonomy places the organism in Eukaryota, Metazoa, Arthropoda, Insecta, Diptera, Diopsidae. The transcript has a single exon. The coding region runs from base 1 to 915 and encodes 304 amino acids.